Molecule: messenger RNA, 1570 nt
Organism: Clunio marinus
Lineage: Eukaryota; Metazoa; Arthropoda; Insecta; Diptera; Chironomidae
Source: the annotation of a GenBank genome assembly
AUGAGUGUUCUCUUAGUUGGCGCUGUCACUGCUCUUGUUAUCAUUGACAAAUUAUGGGCGAAAUUUCAAACAAGUCCAACAUUAACAGGCGAGAAAUUUGAAAUUAAAUUAAAUUUCAUUUUAUUUCUGAUAUUUUCGAGUACUUUUGAUUGCUUUCUGUCUUUCUUAAAAGGUUUGGAUACUGAUUUACGUAGUAAGGAAAUGUUGUUUCCAACAGUGGCGGUUUGCCCUGCUGAUCCUUUCGAUAUGGAUUUUAAUAAUAACACAACGAAUGUCAAUGAUGAUGACUAUGCUGACAACAUUCCACUAUUGAGAGCGUUAUCAAAGUUCUCUUAUGGACACAUAAAUGAAAUCAACAAUGUCAUUAAAGACCUCAGCGAUGAAAUUAACAUCGAUGAAAAGAAAUUUACAUUACGACAAUUGAUUUUCAAAAUUGCCGUGAGCUGCGAAAAUCUUUUUUACAAUUGUCAUUUUCGCGGUCAAAAUGUUUCGUGCUGUGAUGUUUUCGAACCAACUUUCACUGAACGAGGCUUUUGUUAUGCAUUUAAUCCAAGAUAUUAUGGAACUGCUGAUGAAGAAAUCAGAUAUGAAAAUCUCAAUUACCUUAAAGAAACUGACACACAAUGGUCGGUAAAAAUUGAUUUAAAUGCUGCUUCAAAUGUCUAUUUAUACUCGCAUGAUGAAGUGUCGAGCUAUGAAAUUCCACCGCAAUUCUUUUGGGAGAAAGGAAUCAAUCUUAAUCUUCAAAUUACAAUGAAACAAACUUACACAACUGAUGAUGCUAAACAGUUAUCAAAAGGGCAACGAAAAUGCGUCAUUCAUGGUGAAGUUGAGGUUUCUUAUCAUAACAACGACGUUUAUUCAAUGUCAAUGUGCAACAAACAAUGUCGCAUGCAAAAAGCUUUCAACUACUGCAAAUGCAUUCCUCCAUUCUAUGCACCUUUCAAUAGAAAGCAUCGAUAUUGUGGCAUAAGUGACAUUGCAUGUUUAGCAGAACACGAGAGAAAAAUAUCAGAUAUCAAAGAUGAUUGUGGUUUGAUGUGUGAAUUGAGUUGUCUCUAUACCCUUUAUGAUGUUUCAAAGCUUUUGGUUAAAAAACCAGAAUCAAACUCAACAAAAGAAUUCGUUGAUAAUUUUAAAUCCGGAAUUUCAAUUGAGCUGUUCACAUGGCCAAUAUUUCGAUUUAAACGAGAAGUUAUCUUUGGAUGGGCUGAUUUGUUGGUUUCAUUCGGUGGAGUUGCUGGUUUGUGUUUGGGAUUUUCGCUUCUAUCUGGUGUGGAAAUAUUUUAUUAUUUUACAAUGAGAGCAAGUUGCAUGUUUUUGAAAAACAAAGAUAAGUUGAAAGAAUUGCAGAAAGAAAGAGAUUCACGUCCAAUUACUGCUUAUGAUUUAGGAAUUAAACUCCGAACAAUUGAAAAUAAAACUAAAAAUUUUAAUUCGGAAGUGAAAUUGGUAAAACCUGCAGAAAAACAGGAAACACGUGAUGGCGUUUUUCAAUUCGUUCUUUAAAUCACUUUCAUUGCAAAUUGCUGAAUUAAAAUUGUGAACUUAUUAACUAAGAAAAUGAAAU